Molecule: messenger RNA, 895 nt
Organism: Chrysoperla carnea
Lineage: Eukaryota; Metazoa; Arthropoda; Insecta; Neuroptera; Chrysopidae
Exons: 2
Coding region: 185-823 (212 amino acids)
Source: RefSeq, a predicted model, not a curated record
UACAGUUUUGUCUCUGCGGUUAAAAUUAAAAGCAACUUGAAUAUAAUGCAACUUAUUUAUGUAUGCUGUCAACUACAGAUGUCGUUCACAGAAAUUCGAAGCUUGUUAAUUACGAUCCAUUGUGCAAUAUAAAAAUGGAAAAAAUCUAAAAACAAAUUUGUUAAAUAGUUUGUAGAGACCAGAGAUGAGUGACACAUAUAUUACUCCCAAAAAUGGUGAGAAAUAUUUUCCUGGCCAUGUUGAAGGCAAAGGGUUUAAAGACAAGGCAACAGCAUUAAAAACUUUAGAAAUUUUUAAAGGUCGUGAUCCGUUAUUUCAACUUCGAAGCAUUCUUCUAUUGAAACAAUCAUGCCGAACGGCAUUACGGAGAGUUCGAAAUCCCAAAAAAGAAGAAAAUUUGAAGGAAGGCAUGGAAGUGUUUGAUAAAUGGCUAGAAAAUUAUCGAAAGACGAAAAUGAGUAAACAAAAUAAUUUAUAUAUACCAUUGCAUACUCUUGAAGGAUUUAUGCCUUUAUUAAAACAUUAUGACAUUGACAAUGUAUUUCUGGAUAUUUAUUUUAAUGAAUGCAAAGGUGAUUAUAAAAGGUUAAGGCAAAUAAAAGGCGAAAAUAAUGACAAUACUUGGGAUAUUGUACGUAAUACUGCAAUUAAAGAAUUGAAAGAACAAUCCGAAGAAAAUGAGGAACGCUUAUGGACCGAAGAUAUGAUUCCAUCUAAGAUUCAUGCAAAAAUGAUUUCGUGGGCUUAUAGUCCUCAUAAGGAAUUGCGACUGAGACCUCAACAAGUAUUGUUUGAAAAGAUUAACAAUAUUAUAUCCAAAUAAGAAUUUGUUUAUACUAUUCAUGAAAUGAUAGGUAUAUUAUAUCAGUGAAAUAAAUGGAUUUGGACAUUUAAA